Molecule: messenger RNA, 2266 nt
Organism: Contarinia nasturtii (swede midge)
Lineage: Eukaryota; Metazoa; Arthropoda; Insecta; Diptera; Cecidomyiidae
Product: vanin-like protein 2
Exons: 8
Coding region: 61-1713 (550 amino acids)
Source: RefSeq, a predicted model, not a curated record
AAUCUCAUUAGCUCUGUAGCUCUUUUUAUGAAGACUGUAUACCAAUAAAAAAAGCCUAACAUGUUAGAUCAAAAGUUGUUUAUUCUAUUUUUGAUGGUGUUUGUAAUUUCAGUGAAUUACACCGAUGGAGCAAAAAAAGCUCUAGUACCAAAUACUUCAAAGACCAGUAUUGGCAUCACAAAAAUACCGAAAUUAAAGAAACUGCCGAAUCAACAUCCUGACACCAUUUCUAUCGAAAGUGGGACACAAUCAACGUCAUCGAUAGAAAUCAGCAGAUCUAAUGAUCAAACUCCUAUUAUUGCAACGAAAUUGCCAAAAGCAAAGCAACCAACUUAUAGAGCGGCUGUAGUUGAAUUAAAUCCCGUUGCUAAAGGUGACACGGUCGACGGUGUAUUUGAAGUUACAAUGCAAAUCGUUAAAAUUAUGGAAUCGAAAGAUUUAAAAGGAGUGGAUAUUGUAGUGCUACCCGAAGGAAUAUUCAAUAAGCAAAACACUGCAGUUGUAUUACCAUCAGACACUAAUUCGUAUUAUGAAAAUCCACGCACUGAUCCAGUGUUACAAACCCUUUCAAUGGUAGCACGAAAUUCCAAAAAAUAUAUUGUAAUCAAUCUAUAUGUCAAAGAGAUGGUUAAUUCUUCGACUCAUCUUUACAAUAUGGUGAUCGUGUUCGAUCGAAAAGGCAAUGCCAUUGCCAAGUAUCGAAAAUAUCACUUAUUUGGUGAAUAUGGCGUUGAGCGCCCAAAAGUGCCGGAUCUGACUACAUUUACAACGGAUUUUGGUGUGACAUUCGGCAUUGCCAUUUGCUUUGACUUGAUGUUUGCGGAUCCAAUGGAAACUCUAAUCCGACACGGAGUUAAAAAUUUUGUUUAUCCCACGUAUUGGUUUUCCGGUUUACCAUAUUUAUCUUCUGCUCAAUAUCAGCAAAGUUGGGCCUAUGCGAACAAUGUUAACUUAUUGGCAGCAAAUACGAAUGCGCCCAAUAUCGGAUGUUCAGGCAGCGGAAUUUAUAGUGGACGAUCUGGGGCGUUGGAGGUUUUUGUUAGCUUAACACCAGCAACAAAAGUACUAAUUGCAGAUGUUCCAUCGGAUGUGUCAACGGGUAUAAAUCUCUUAGGAAAAAAAGGGAAAUCUGUAAAACAACGAACUCAUCCAAUGAAUACACAGGACGUCGCAAAUAUUGGUCAAGAAGAUUUUUCAAAAUAUUCGAUGAAAUUUUUGGACUUUUCCGAAAAUUCCAUCCAAACUGGAAAGGUUUGUGUAGAUGACUUUUGUUGUCAUUACUCAAUUGAAGUCAAUGAUCUUGGUGAACUGAAGGGAAAGUCAAGUUAUUCAUAUGCGAUUUCCGUUUUCCACGAUCUUCGUCGUUUCAAAGGCAGAAAGAAUCCAAAGACUGGUCUAGAUGUAUGUAGUUUGAUUGCUUGCACUGAUAUGAAUUCAAAAGAUUCAUGUGGUAAGGUGAUAGGUGAUCUUCACAAUCGAUACAAUUUCAAAAAAUUACAUUUGGACACCACGCUUCCGAAAACACACAUGAAAAUUAUGCCCAGCACACUCACAACCGAAUUGCAACCAUUUCAAACCAACGAGUUUCAGUUCAAAGUUUCUAAGAUGAGUGGAGGCAAGAACUACGAAGCUUCUUUGAGCUUGUAUUCACCAAAAAAUGAUCUCUUCACUUUUGCAAUUUAUUCAAGAGAUUAUGACAGAGAUACUAUGUAAAUAAUCCAAACUGUCGCUUUUCACCGCCAACGAAAUUUUACCAUUUUUUUAUUUGAGAAUUUUUCUGAAAUAGUCAACGAAUUUAUAAAUCAUUUUUAAUGUUCUCCGAAAUUUAAUCGAACAUAACGAAAUGAUAAAUCUUAUGUUUUUAUUUAUUAAGAAUUUAAUUCUUUAUUGAACAAUUAAAUUACACUAGCGUGUAAAAGUUUGAGGAAACCAUAUGAUUUUCAUACAAAUUGCCAUUUUACGAAGGUUGAAAAAACAUUUUUCAAUUUCAAGAAACCAAUAAUUUUUAGCUUGUUGACAUUAUUUUAUAAAAUGGAUCGAUUUUAAAUUUUGUGUUGACGUCGCAAUUUGUAUCUCCUUCGUGCUAUUGACGCAAACGUUUGCUGUAAAACAAAAUGUUGUCAAUAUGCAAAUAUUUUUGUAAUAAGGAUUUACAGUUGAAUGUUCAAAGAGAAAUCUAAGUGACAACCAUCUUUGAAUAACCGGCUCAAAAUGUAUCAAAUUCUGAAAUUACAAUAAAUUAUUAAAAUAAAAGAGUAUUUACGAA